CUCCCUCCAUCUCUGAUGGCUCUAUGGGGCAUCCUCAGCCUCAGCCUCAGCCACUGCUGCUGGGUAUGCAUAUGGUCAGCAGAAGCAGCAGCCACGGCCAGCCGGCCCAAUGACAAGCCCGGGGGGCCCCUGGACUGGCUCCUGUCCGACAAGGGGCCGUUUCAUCACUCUCCAGAGUACAUCGACUUUGUGGAGAAGAACCGGCAGGGAUUCUCCACCAGAUACAAGAUAUAUAGGGAGUUCGGGAGAUGGAAGGUGAACAACUUGGCGGUGGAGAGGAGAGACUUCCUGGAGUCCCCGCUGCCUCUGACUCCCGAGUUCAUCCGGAACAUACGACUCCUGGGCCGCAGGCCCACCAUCCAAAUAAUCACUGACAAUCUCAUCAGGAAAUAUGGCACCCACUUCCUGUUGUCAGCUACACUGGGAGGGGAAGAGGCCUUAACAAUAUUUGUGGACAAGAGAAAGCUGAGCAAGAAAGCGGAGGUGAGCGAUUACUCGGGCAACUCCUCCACCGUGACCCUGGAGGCUCUGCACCAGCUGGCUGCCUCCUACUUCAUUGAUAGAGAGAGCACCCUGCGCAAGCUGCACCACAUCCAGAUUGCCUCCACUGCCAUCAAGGUGACAGAGACCCGAACGGGCCCUCUUGGAUGCAGUAACUAUGACAACCUUGACUCUGUUAGCUCUGUGCUGGUUCAGAGCCCUGAAAAUAAAGUCCAGCUGCAAGGUUUGCAGGUCAUCCUUCCGGACUACCUGAGAGAGAGUUUCGUGCAGGCUGCUCUCAGUUACAUAGCCUGUAAUGGAGAGGGGCAGUUCGUCUGCAGGAGAAACGACUGCUGGUGCAAGUGUGACGUCAAGUUCCCGGAGUGCAACUGCCCCUAUAUGGACAUACACGCCAUGGAGGAGAGCUUGCAGAGGAUCUCCGAGACAUGGGGCAUGCUCUACAAGGAGUUCGAGGAGUCGGAUGAGUUCAAGACCUUCUUCGCCAGGCUGCCCCAGACCUUCUUCGUGAACGUGUCCACCAUUCAGCACCUGUGGUCGCUGGACAGCCUGUUCCAGUGGCGCUACGAGCAGCUGGAGGGCAGCAUGCGCGCGCUCUUCAGGAGGGCCCAGCGGGUCGUCUUCAAGCUCUUCAGCCUCAGCAAGCGGUGCCAGAGACAGCCCCACAUCCGCCUGCCGAGGGAACGGCCGCAGACCUACUGGUUGAACCAUUUCCAGUCUCUGUUGUAUUGCUCUGAGAACAACCAACUGGGCACCUUCUCUGAGGAGCUCCACAGUUGCACCUGCCGGUAUGAGAACAGCCCCUGUCAGCUGCCCCCGCCCUGCUCCAUCGGGGAGGGCCCGGCCUGUGCCACGUGUGCCCUGGACAACCAAACUCGCUGUGGGAGCUGCAACCCGGGCUUCGCCUUGAUGCAGGGGGCCUGUAGGCCCAUGGUCGCGGACUCAACGGAGAACUACCUGGGGUUUGAGACAGACCUCCAGGAUCUGGAGCUACGCUACCUACUGCAGAGAGCUGACCGCAGGCUAGAGGUCCACGCCAUCUUCAUCAGCAACGACAUGCGCCUAAACAGCUGGUUCGACCCGUCAUGGAGGAAGAGGAUGCUGCUGACACUGAAGAGCAACAAGUACAAGUCCAAUCUGGUCCACAUGCUGCUGGGUGUGUCCCUACAGAUUUGCCUUACCAAGAACAGCACCCUGGAACCUGUACUUACCCUCUAUAUCAACCCGUUUGGAGGGAGCCAUUCAGAGAGCUGGUACAUCCCUGUCAAUGAGAACAACUUCCCAGACUGGCAGGCUACCAAGCUGGACCUCCCCCUGGAGUGCUACAACUGGACUUUGAUGCUGGGUAACAAGUGGAAGACAUUUUUUGAGACCAUCCACAUCUAUCUCCGAAGCAGGAUAAAGACUCAAAGCGCAGUGAAUGACAGUAUUUACUACGAACCAUUAGAGAUGGCGGACCCAUCCCGGAACCUGGGCUACAUGAAGAUCAACAGCAUCCAGGUGUUUGGCUACAGUAUGCACUUUGACCCAGAAGCGAUCCGUGACCUGAUUCUGCAGUUGGACUACCCCUACACCCAGGGCUCCCAAGACACGGCCAUGCUCCAGCUUUUGGAAAUACGGGAUCGGGUGAAUCGGCUCUCUCCCCCGGGUCAACAAAGACUGGAUCUGUUCGCCUGUCUUCUCCGGCACCGUCUUAAACUCACGGCCAGCGAGGUGAUGCGCAUUCACACAUCCCUACAGGCCUUCAGCUCACGCCUGCCAAACUCCCUGGAUUACGAAACCACCAAGUUGUGCAGUUAG
Messenger RNA from Lampris incognitus (smalleye Pacific opah), 2298 nucleotides. It is a transcript of the gene brinp3a.2, whose product is annotated as bone morphogenetic protein/retinoic acid inducible neural-specific 3a, tandem duplicate 2. The record is from RefSeq and is a predicted model, not a curated record. The transcript is spliced from 8 exons. NCBI's taxonomy places the organism in Eukaryota, Metazoa, Chordata, Actinopteri, Lampriformes, Lampridae. Gene Ontology annotation, biological process: negative regulation of mitotic cell cycle; positive regulation of neuron differentiation. The coding region runs from base 16 to 2298 and encodes 760 amino acids.